Messenger RNA from Esox lucius (northern pike), 2614 nucleotides. It is a transcript of the gene gata5, whose product is annotated as GATA binding protein 5. Gene Ontology annotation, biological process: negative regulation of transcription by RNA polymerase II; positive regulation of transcription by RNA polymerase II; cardiac muscle tissue development. Gene Ontology annotation, cellular component: nucleus. The transcript is spliced from 7 exons. Gene Ontology annotation, molecular function: RNA polymerase II cis-regulatory region sequence-specific DNA binding; zinc ion binding; DNA-binding transcription factor activity, RNA polymerase II-specific. The record is from RefSeq and is a predicted model, not a curated record. The coding region runs from base 431 to 1582 and encodes 383 amino acids. NCBI's taxonomy places the organism in Eukaryota, Metazoa, Chordata, Actinopteri, Esociformes, Esocidae.
UUUCCAGUGGACAACGAAUCCGAGCUCAGUUAUAUCAGCAAUUAUCAACGACAGUAACUAUCUUCAGAUAGCCUACGAAGAAAAAGGAAAGAAAGGCUUGGACCAUCUGGGAAGUAAAUAAUUCCUUUUUCUCGUAAACUUUGAGCACACAUGCAUUUUGGACAUCUUUGUGGAAACCCCGAUCCCGUUCGUUGGGUCUAUCGGACUGAAGAAGUUUGCCCACCGCACUGCGCCUCUGAAAAAUACUUUAUCACCCGGCCGUCCUUAUCUGGAUCUACGCUGUUUCCCUUCAACUGGAUAACGAAAAUCCACUGAUUACUGACCCAGUUGAACUAGGAGUUGAGUGGAAGUUUCUAGACUACGUGACCGGCUUUGAUCCAGGAGUCAGUAUACCAUAUUCUUCCAAAUAGGACUAGCAUACGGUGUCAAAAUGUACCAAAGCCUUGCUUUGUCAUCCAACCAGUCCCCAUACGCACACGACGCGGGGAGCUAUAUGCACCCUUCGGCAAGUUCCCCGGUGUAUGUGCCUACUACGAGAGUGCCUGCUAUGCUGCAAACCCUGCCGUACUUGCAGUCGUGCGAGUCCGCACAUCAGUCCCAUGGCCUCGGCGGACAUCACAGCUGGCCUCAGACUGGCACAGACAGUUCUUCAUUUAAUCCAGGCAGUCCCCAUCCGCCUCCUGGAUUUUCCUACUCUCACAGCCCACCAGUAAGCAGCAAUACCGGCAGGGACGCAGCCUACCAGAACUCACUUGUACUCAGCAAUGGUGGUCGGGCAGACCAGUAUGGCAGCACGUUAGUGCGAUCUGUUGGAGGACCAUAUUCGAGUCCGUACACAUACAUGAGCCCGGAGAUAGCAACUUCUUGGACACCUGGGCACUUUGAGGGUGGCAUGAUCAGUCUUCAAGGACGUCAAAGUUGUCUUUCUGGGAGAAGGUCCAGUUUUGACAUGUUGGAUGAGAUCCCAGGAGAGGGUCGGGAGUGUGUAAACUGUGGCUCCAUUUCCACUCCGCUGUGGCGGCGAGAUGGCACUGGACACUACCUCUGCAAUGCUUGUGGCCUGUACCACAAAAUGAAUGGAAUCAACAGGCCACUCAUCAAACCACAGAAACGCCUGCAGACCACAUCUCGCCGCGCCGGACUGUGCUGCACUAACUGCCACACCAGUACCACCACCUUGUGGCGUCGCAAUGCAGAGGGGGAGCCUGUCUGCAAUGCCUGUGGCCUCUACAUGAAACUACACGGGGUCCCCAGACCACUGGCCAUGAAGAAGGAGAGCAUCCAGACCAGGAAACGGAAACCUAAGAUUCCCAAGUCCAAACCCUCAACAGGAGGUUUAUCAGCCUCAGGCACCAACUCCCCAUCCUCCAUCUCUGUCUCCGAACACGCUUCUACGAUAAAGAGCGAGCCCAACAUGGCCCCCUCUCCCUAUGCUGGACAGAGCGUAGCCCCUGUGUCCCAGGCUUCUUCACAUCUGGACCGUGCUGGUUCGGGACAUGUGGAUAUUAAAUACGAGGACUAUCCCUUCACCCCCACAUCCAUCGCCGCACAGAACUCAUGGUGCGCUUUGUCUCAGGCAUGACCCAGACCGUAGCCCACCGGGUCAGAUUCUGAACUCGGCUCCACUCACUGUGGGUAAUACAGACUUGUGACAACAACUACCUAUUAUAGACUUCCAGACGGACUCUUUCUCAUGAAUGGAAGGAUAAAGAAAAUGAAGGAAGCGUCGGCAAUCAAGUGGAAUGUAUACAGAGAAGGACUCUUCGUUGGGAAAUGUUAAUACUUUUUCUAUUUUGUUUAUUGUUGUUUUUGUUCUUUUCUUGGUUAUUGUAAUUGAUGAUAUUGUUUGUGAUAUCAGCAUCACAGUUUUACAUGGUGUUUCAAAAUAACCAGAAACAGUUUAACAAGUCAUCACAGAGUGUUAAACACAGAACCAGAUGGACAAAAAAAUGCAAGUGUUUUAUUACCUCUGAACAUAUUUAAUUACUGACAUGUACAGGUAGAUUAUUAACUUUUAUAGAUACAUUAUUUAUGUUAAGAUAAGAACAGUCAUGAACACCAAAGCCAACAUGUCAUAUCCAAGAAGUAUGUGUAAGGUAUGACCUCUAAAAUAGGAAGUAUUUAUUUACUUGGAUUUUGUAUGUAACUAAAUGCAUAUAUUGUGAAUUUUACAAAUAAUGCACAUAUUUACAAAUACAGUAUGAACACAGAUUUAAAAAAAGCAAUAUGAUUUUAAAAGUUCCCUAAUACUUAAACAUGUUUUGAUACCAUACUGCAUACUUAAAAUGGUUUUCCUUAUUUCCAAAACCCCUGUUCUAAUCAUUCAAGUUUUAACAACGUGUGGUCUGAUCAUUGAAUGUGCAAUGUCUUGAAGGAGUAUUUCGCAGAUUUACACCGUAAUGUUAAAUGGUCCCUUACUCUGUGUAAUCUAUGGUUUAAGAGAAACAGUAAUCCUUGGUCAGUUUUCUUUAAACUUAUGAUAACUUUACCAAAGAUUUAUUGAAGCAAUAAGCAUGUGUAAAGAUGUAUUUUUAAUGGCCAAAUCACCUCUAAUCGCCUGUAAGAGACAUAAGUAAAUACAGAAUUGAUUAUUUAAAUAUGCAUAAAAAAAAAA